This is a messenger RNA of Asterias rubens (European starfish), 1299 nucleotides long. Its product is annotated as PIH1 domain-containing protein 1-like. Bases 1 to 960 code for a protein of 319 amino acids. Gene Ontology annotation, cellular component: cytoplasm; R2TP complex; ribonucleoprotein complex. The record is from RefSeq and is a predicted model, not a curated record. Gene Ontology annotation, biological process: rRNA processing; box C/D snoRNP assembly. The transcript has 7 exons. Lineage: Eukaryota; Metazoa; Echinodermata; Asteroidea; Forcipulatida; Asteriidae.
AUGGCGGCUUCCACAGCUGACACAAGUUUGUUAAACGUUGCUAACGAACUUGGCGAAAAUGGUGAUUCGGUCGACGAGGAAGCAUUAUAUAGGAAGUUGUUAAUGCAGGCAGCUGAGAUGCAAGGUCUUAACCAACAUGGCCAGGAACCGGUUUGUCAUACUGUCAAACCACAACCAGGUUUUUGCAUCAAGACAAGGAAUGAAAGUAAUGCCAAAGUCUUUAUCAAUGUCUGCAAAUCAGCAGAGCUACCUUCACCUAAUGACAUCACAGAGGAAGAGCUGAUUAAGAUUCUGGAUUCAAGUGAACCAGACUACAGGGUACCACUUAGUAUCGGUGAAGGCCAUGCUGAGAUGGACAAAACUGGAAAAGGAUGCACUGCUUAUGAUGUCAUGAUAAACACGGAUUUCUUCGAAAAAGUUCAAAAGAGCAAUGUGUUCAAAGGAUUCUUGAUGUCUGUUGUGUUCGAGGGACUGGAGAAUAAGUACAAUAUCCAACUUGAAAGAAAUUGGGUGCAACUGAAGAAUAGAAAAUGUCUUGGGACACUCGGUGAGCACAACAUCCGUACGCAAUCAAAGCCCCGGAUCUUAGAGGUAGAAUCCCUAAAUGACGAGAACCAAGGAAGUCCUCAAGACCAACCUAAGAAGUCCCUGAUAACGGAAGUAGAAGGCAUGAGUGAUAGAGUAGUUGCACCUGAACCAGAGUACAUCAUAAUGAGAGAACCACCAGAAGGCCAUCCAGAGUUCCUUGUUAUUGAGAUCAAACUACCUGGAGUGAAGACGGCCAAGACCCUGAGUCUGGAUCUUGGGGAGGAUAGAGUCCUCCUUCAUGCACACCCAAACCUCUACCACAUGGAUAUCUAUCUCCCAUUUGAUGUCAAUAGUGACGAGGCAGGGGCGCAGUUCAACAAGGACAAUAAGGUACUCACAGUGACCCUUCCAGUGCAUCCAUUUUCUGUCUGAAGCAAUUAACUUCUUUCAAUGAAAUACAUGAAAAGGGUGAGGAGAGCAACGAAUUCAUGAAAAGCUUCUCUGCAUUGAGUGACCUCAACUUAAAAGGUGUUUUUUAAUUUGGUAUUUAUUUUGUUAUUGUUAUGAUGAAUCGCCUGACAUAACCAGGCCAGAUGGCCACUUCAAAUUGAGGGCUACACUUAACUGAUUUGGGCUAUCGAUCCAAAUCGGUUGUCACCAGGGACCAGGGGCACAUUACCACAGGUUGCUCCUGGGCCUGAAACAGGGUUACCUCUUCACAGUCCAUAAGGAUGUAGGCAUGGGUGUCAUCCACUAGGAGCCUGGCCGGUA